CCAGCAUGGACAGAGACCAAUUGGCAUACCGACGCGGUCCGAUGCGCUAUCGACCUUCGUCACAGAGCUCAAGUGUUCCACCUUACGAGCCCCGUCGUCGCGCGGUGGACGGGAAGGUCACUGGUGCGAAAGAUUGCCGGUCUCUGGCGGGAAAGACGGCUCCCAAGCGUUCAACUGUGUUGUCGAAAGAUCGUUGUGUCCCUCCCAAGCCGCGCACCAAGCGCCGUAUAUCUGGUGACACCAAUAUAUCUCUUGAGCAGAUGAAUGCGGCACGAGUUGGGACGGUUGCUUCAAAGAGAAUCGGCCUCAGUCAUGUGGAGGGUUCUGAAGCGAAAACUCCAGUCCAUACACCAAUCGAGCUGCAACCUGCUGAAAGGAUACAAUCUCCCCCUCGUACACGAAUCCCAAUGAGUCCAUCACAGUCGCAACUGCACUCGCGAAGAGGAGCGCCGUCGAGCCCUACACACGCACCAUCAAACUUAUCCGAUGUGGAGACCACGUACACCGCCCAUAACGUCCGGAGCAGCUUUCAACGAUCCCGCUCUCGUAUGGCUGUGCCCUUCAAACACGGAGCUGAAUUGGGCGCGGAUGCAAUGAACGCCUCCGAUAUCUCCCCUUCAACGCCUUUGUCGCUCCCUCGCAAGCAUGCACUUGUUGGAGAGCAUCCUCUUCACGGCGACGCGUCAGUAACCACGGAUGCCAUCGAGAACAAGGCUCCUAAUUCCACGAAAGAAGACAAACCCCGCAAAAAGAAACGAGGCCUUAUGCACACAAAAGACGAAAAGGCUGUUUUGAAUUUCGCGGUCGCCUAUGCCAUGUCAGCGGCGACGCCGUCCCGGCGUGCCUUCGUGCCUCUGCCUCGAGCCCUUGACUCUGCGUACGCCGUGUCCAGCGACAAGAAGGUGGCCGUGAACUCUGUUUCCCGACUUACCCCACGCUCCUCUCCCCCUCGUGUGGUUGAUGCACAAGCACCAUCCAGCGCAGAUGCAGCCGUAUCCCCUCCGAUGAUCCAAGUGAUGUCGCAAGAUGUUGCUGGGAUAUCUUCGGUGAAAGUGGAAACGACCAGUGGCGGGGAUCGCCAAAGCUGCAGACUUCUUCCUCUCAAGCGGCCCGCGGACACCGCGGACGAAGCGCCACCGAACGUUCCUGACAGAGGAACUUCGAUCUCUCGCCGAUCUGCCACAGCACUCAACGCCAAGUGCCGGAAAGUUGCAGCGCCAGCCGCCAACUACACGACCCCCGUGUCCAAGAUGCCCAACAAGAAGCACAUUUCGACCGCCGUCCAUGGCAAACAUCCCAACAUUGCAACGGAGGUGCCUCCCGCGUCGAUCCCUCGCAUAUUUGACAGGACGUUGAGGGGUUCGUUGCCGAUGCAUCCUCUCGUCAUGCCGUCGAGAGAAGAGAGAGAAGCUCUGCGGACCGCCAACAUCGCAAAGAUGGACAUGUCACGCAAACUGAUUUCGUCUUGCAUCCGCAGUUUUCCCGACAACCUGUCGAACAGCUAUCCUCCAGCCUCGUUGUUCACUUGGUGAUGUUCUAGCGCAAUGUGCCAGGGGGUGCCCCGCAUCGCAUGGAUUGUUAUCGUAACACGACCGAUUUCACCGUGUGGCAGAUUCCGACGCA
Messenger RNA from Aphanomyces invadans, 1623 nucleotides. RefSeq lists its product as hypothetical. The record is from RefSeq and is a predicted model, not a curated record. Lineage: Eukaryota; Oomycota; Saprolegniomycetes; Saprolegniales; Verrucalvaceae. The transcript has a single exon. The coding region runs from base 6 to 1532 and encodes 508 amino acids.